CUUUAUCCAUCCUCCUUUGGCCAUCCUAGUACCCUAUUCCUGCUUAACCAUCAUGCUAUUUUUUAAAAAAAACCUGUAUCCCUUAAGAAAGCUAAAAGUACCCUGACCUGUGCUCUCUCACCCAUACCCAGUAACCCUUUUAAUAUGAAUUCCUGCACCCCAAAUCCCUUAGAUUAAUUCUCAUCAUCUCUCUCUGUAUCCAUACUUCCUGUAACUCAGAAUUACAUGUUCUACUGACUCCUCUUCCUGACAUUCCUCAAACAAUCCUGUCUGGUCUUUCCCUAUCAUUUUCACUGUUUAGUCCCCAACCUUAAACUAGUCCACACAGUUUCCUCUCUAUUGCCUACCCUAGUACCUGUAACACUCUUUUAUAUCAAAUACAAAACCUCCCUUUCCCCUCUCUGUCCCAUCUUUCUUGCCACAUUUGGAUGGUUUUUCCCCCAGCAUUAUUUUACCAGCACUUGCUUGACUGUCUCUUAAUUUUAGGUGCGUGAAACUUUGCAAUUGUUUCCUUUUCAGUGACUUCUUCCCUGCCCCCCCCCCCCCCCAGUUUCUGAACCAGAACCGGUUUGUUACAUUUGAUUUUCUUUUAAAAGAAGUAUCUGAUCAUACAUUUGGCUUUUGUUAGGAACAAUCUAUUGCCACUUCAGUUUCAUUGUCUAAUUGUGUCUCUGCCUCAGUUUAUCGACUCACAACCAUCUUUACCUAUUCCAUUGUGCAGAGUCAAAUUAAACUGUAACCGACAAGUCAGGUGAGAAUGGACUGUAGGACUGAAGUGAGGAUUGAUGAUCCAUAAAAAGUCAUUCACUUCAGCCACUGACCUAACAGUCCUUGGCCAAGAGCUCAUUGGAAUCAGGUUUAUUAUCACUGGUAUGUGUCGUGAAGUUUGUUAACUUAGCAACAGCAGUUCAAUGCAGUACUUGAUAAUAUGGAAAGAAAAAAUGUCAAUUACAGUAAGUAUGUAUGUGUAUAUAUUUUUCUCGCUGUUAUCAUCAGGUAAGACGUACAGAAACCUGAAGGCACACACUCAGCAAUUCAGGAACAGCUUCUAUUCCCCUGCCACCUGAUUCCUAAAUGGACAUUGAACCUUGGACACUACCUCACUUUUUUAAUAUACAGUAUUUCUGUUUUUUGCGCAAUCUUUAAUCUAUUCAAUAUGUGCAUACUGUUACUGAUAUACUUAUUAUCUUUUUCUCUUCUAUAUUAUGUAUUGCGUUGAACUGCUCCUGCUAAGUUAACACAUGCCGGUGAUAAUAAACCUGGUUCUGAUUCUGCACCCUCUUCCUGACUGUAACAAUGAGAAGACGGCUUGCCCUUGGUGAUGAGGGUCCUUAAUAACCAUGACCAUGAUUGUUCUUGGCAAAUUUUUCUACAGAAGUGAUUUGCCAUUGCCGCCUUCUGGGUGGUGUCAAUACUCUUCAGAAAUGUCUGCCUGGCGUCAGUGGUCACAUAACCUGGACUAGUGAUAUGCACUGACAGCUCAUAUGACCAUCUACCAGCUUCUCCCAUGCCUUCACAUGACCCUGAUCAGGAGGCUAAGCAGCUGUUACACCUUGCUCUUGGGUGACCUGCAGGCUAACGGAGGGAACGAGCACCUUUCACCUCCUUUGGUAGAGAUAUCUCACCAACCUUUUAUGAUGGUAGGCGAAGGUAUUGGAGCUGCACAGGGAGAAGCUCAUGAAUGACACUGGGAGCCAUAGUGACAUAAUGAACUGUGUAUCCAAGUAGAAUGCUUACCAUAAAUGGCUGCAGUGGGACUACUUUAGACAGUACAUAGUACUAGAAAUAAAUAUUAGUCCUCACGGCCCAUUUAUCAGCAGUGAAAAUUAUGAAUAUUCUGGACAAUAUGAAGAGAAAGAAACCAUCCACUGUGGCAGAAUAAAGGGCUAUUUGCAACAGUUUAGAAUGAUUAUCAGAAGAGCCCAUAGGAACAUAGUUUUGUGCAAUAAGUGAUUAGAGUUCAUGAGAUGCACUGCCAAAAGGUGUGUUUGGUGCAGAACUGGCUUUCAAAGAGCAAGUGUUUAAAUACAUUACGGAAACAAAUAUUGGCGAUUUCAGACACCGACCAUGGAGUGGGAGUGACUGGAUGGAUCUGUUAAGACUGUAGCAGGUUAAGUGGAGUGAAUGGGCUUUCCUCAUGGGCUAAGCAUAUGAACUAGACCAUUCAUAUCACAGGCAGGUUAUAGACCAAUCUGCCUGUGAUGACUGGUGGAAAUACCAAAUGAGGAGGAAUGACCUAUCUUUGACAUAUUCACCAACACCAGCAUUCUGGAAGAGGCCAGCACUUCCACCAUAAAAAAAAAGCAACAGCCCCUCCAAAGGAAAGGGAAUAUCAUUAGGAUGCUCAACUCACAUCUCCCCAAACAGAUCCUUUAUUCCCAGUUGGAGGAAGGCCAGCAAGCCCCUGGAGAGCAACGGAAAUGCUUCAAAGAUAACAUUAAAUCAGCUUGACCAAUUUCAGCAUUACGUCUAAAAACUGGGAAGAUAUUGCACUCAGUAGGUGCAGCUGGCAGAAAUCUGUUCUAGAGAGAGCUGCACUACGUGAGUGUGAACAAGUGACAGCUGUGAAAGGGGAGAAUGAACAACCAAAAGACCCAACCACUAACCACAAUGCACCAGAAUUCUUGACCACAAUGCACCAGAAUAUGUGGAUCCUGGAUCAGCCUCUACAGCCAUCUGAGGAUCCACCAUUAGACAACACCUUAAGAGAAAAUCUUACUCGAUGAGUGGUUGCACUAAAUCUCCUGCAACGAACAACUGAUCAACAAAAAUCAAAUUCUGUUUCUGGGUUGUAUGAUAACAGGAAUCCGGGCAUGAUUCAACUUAAGUUUCCUCUCCCACCAGCUUUAGCAACAUUCCCAGUAGAGUUUGUGAAAAGAAAGCUUUUCUUUGUAAAAGUAGGUAAGUAUUUUCAGGGAUUUGUGGUCUUGGUCAGUUCCGUCUCUUGCAACAACAUCCUGUGCAUUAUAAAGAUCUCUGGCACUCUAAAUUUGUGGGGUGGAAGGAGUUAAAACAAGCCCGAAUCAUAAAACUAGUAAUGCUAUGCCUUUGUGUUUUUCAGAUGCCAUAUACCCCAAUAUGCCAUUCUGAAUAGCUUUUCACAUUGGUUACAAGAUCAUUGGAACCAUUAGUCUUCAUAACACCGCUAUUGUUACCUAGGUGAAACCUGAUGAAGUUCAAAUGGAAGAACAUGAAUAGGGUCAGAAGUAAACCAGCUGAAUGGAGUUCAAUUGACAUGGCCACUUCUAGUCAAUAUAUACAAAGUAAGUCCCAGGGGCAGGAUCGGUUUGAUUAUCUCCAAGCCCUUGUUACUGAAUUUCAAGAUACUGACAGUCAAGAGUCAAAGGAACAAGUUCUGGCAAACCUGGCUAAUUUUGCUUAUGAUCCCAGUAACUAUCAGUAUCUUCGACAGCUGCAGGUCAUUGACCUAUUCCUGGACAUGCUCACCGAAGAAAAUGAAAGAUUUGUGGAAUUUGGAAUAGGUGGUCUCUGUAACUUGUGCCUUGACAAACAGAACAAAGAAUAUAUUUUACAGAACAAAGGAGUUCAGGCAGUACUGGACUGCUUAUCCAGCUCUAAUGAGGAAACUGUGCUGUCUGCCAUUACCACGUUAAUGUACCUAGUGACUCCUUUGUCCCACCAAGAAAUAGCAUCAAUGCCGGUUAUUCAGUGUAUGCUACGGUUUUCUCUGUCCAAAAACAAACGACUGAGUAACUUAGCAACUUUGUUUCUAAAAGAUGUCUGCUCUUCAGAAGAAGUAGAAAAAGCCGGAAAUCUGCAGAAUCACACAGCUUUGGGAAUACCACUUCCAAAAGAAUAGGCUCAGAAAAUUCUGAUACUUCGGGAAAGGAGUGCAUGGACUCAUCACUGUGUGAUGAACAGUCAUUACAAAAAUUGCAUGUGAAUACUGUGUUUUAUCUGAAUUGUUCAGUUUCUUAAUAGUUCAUGGUGUGCUUGCUGUAGAGACCAUAUUGUUAAAAUUUAAGUUGAGGGUCUUCUCUUAUAGAUAAAACUUAAAGAUUACUUAACAUUAUUUGGUAGAAGGGCAAGAAAGUUUUCCUAAGUGCCCUGACCAUUAUUAAUCCGUUAGGCAUCUUUCACUAAAAUUAUUAUACUUUGAUUUGCAGAAGUUUGUUGUUUGUGAAUUUGCUGUCACAUUUUCUACAUUUUUAACAGUAACAGCACUUCGGAAAUACAUCACUGCCUGCUUUGGGAUUGAAAAGGUGACUCAAAGUCAAUAAGAAAGCUGUAUUAUCUUUUAUUGAUGCAUUGCAAUUUUAUUUUCAAUCCCAGUUCUCCAUCUGAUGUUGAUAUUGCUGAAGAACCUGUCUGCAUGUGUUGGCACAUUUUAGUUGAUAAUGAAUGCAAUUUUGCUGGAGGUGUCAUCUUUCAUGUGAAAUAUUAAAACUUGAUCCUGCUCAGAGUAAACAUUUUUCCCAGCAUCUUAUUAAACCACUGUCUAAUACUAUAGACAAGAAAAACUUUAAUUGGUUAUUCAUGAGAUGUUAAUGGUUCAUUUGUUCAAGUUGUUAUACUCCUUAAAUAACUCACUGCAGGAUACUGACAUAUCAGUAGUGGAAUACAAGUUCAAAUUGUGCCUAAAAAGAAUAAAAAAGAUUGUGUGUGGGAUGUUGAAGAUGUUGGUGUCACAAUCUUGUCAUAAUUUUGGACUGCAACUGAUCAAUCAGUUAUAGCAAGGGUAAUGCCAGGUAUAGUAAGAUUUGCCAACUUGUAAAUAAUUUUUUUUUAUAAAUAAUUUUUUAUAAUUUUUUUUCCUGGAUUUAUAACCACUGCCCAUCCUUAUGGUUCUGUAUUACUGAGGUUUCCUGAGGCCCCAUUCCCGUGCUCCCUUGAAACACACUGAUACCUGGUUUCCUACAUUACAUUCCCUUUCCAUUUUUGUUCGAGUUCUUUUUGCGCGGAGGUGCGAUUUGGGGGUUGAUGAUAGUGCUGCCUUUCUUUUAAGGUUUCAUGGUUACCCAGAGAACUAAUGAAUUUCAGAGUUGUAUACUUUGAUAAUAAAUGAACCUUUGAACCUUUAAAUUCAUUUUUUUAUUCUU
Molecule: messenger RNA, 5060 nt
Organism: Hypanus sabinus (Atlantic stingray)
Lineage: Eukaryota; Metazoa; Chordata; Chondrichthyes; Myliobatiformes; Dasyatidae
Gene: armc7
Product: armadillo repeat containing 7
Exons: 4
Coding region: 3170-3820 (216 amino acids)
Molecular function (GO): protein binding
Source: RefSeq, a predicted model, not a curated record